Molecule: messenger RNA, 2703 nt
Organism: Helianthus annuus (common sunflower)
Lineage: Eukaryota; Viridiplantae; Streptophyta; Magnoliopsida; Asterales; Asteraceae
Exons: 2
Coding region: 1397-2635 (412 amino acids)
Source: RefSeq, a predicted model, not a curated record
UUACGACAUACUCAAAGUUUGUUUACCAAUCAUGUUUCCCUAUCGCACAUCUUCCGCUGUUCUUGAUUCAAUCGCAACAGGUAAGUCUCAUCUUGGGCUUUUGUUGAUGAAUCUUAUGAUUUUGAUCACUAUGGUACCCCGCCUAGGGUUUGUUCGUCUUGGUUUACAUACGAUUUAGUGUUUUUGUUCAUCGAAGUUGACUAACGCAUCCGAGUUAUUAAUUUCUAUAUAUCAUUAUUUUGUAAUCGACUGUGAGUUUUUCUUGAUAAUUUUCGUUCGUGAUUCAUUAAUUGUUUUUCUUGCGAUUUCUGGGAUUUGAUUUUUGUUUCUAUGAUAGCAUUGAUUUAGGUUGAAGAUAGUGAUGUUCACGACCGUCGGUUUUAUAUGUUGCCUAAAAAAUCAUAGGUAUUAUUCAUUUUUUUACCUAUGGAAUCUGGUUUUAAAAAUAGAUUUGAGUUAAAAUCGUCUCGGGUCAUAAAUUGGUUAUGGAGGAAAUAUUUAAAUCCUAUACAAACUGAUUUGGGUUGGGUCGAAACCAGGUUUUUAAAUCGGUUCGUGUCCAAAUCGGUUUCAGUAACGAGAGUAGGAAUCACAAGCAUUUUGUGCUGGGUUGAAAUCGGUUGGUGAAAUCGGUUUCAAGUUAGUUGCAUACUUCUUUUCAAGUUAGUUGGUGAAAUCCUUUAUAUAACGGAGACGAAGUUGCGGGGUAUUUUACACUACGGAAACGGAGUUAAUGGGUAUUUUUACACUACGGAGACGGGGUUGAGGGGUAGCCCGUGCUACCCCUACUAACAUUGUAAGUCCGCCACUGCAUGUAAUGCGUCUGUGAGCUUGCUCGUAGCCACGACUGUGGCUUGGCCUUCCAUCGCCCAUCACAUGCUUUCCGCCUGGCUUUGUCCCUUCGCAUUACAUAUGCUCUCAAUUCUCAAAUAAUAAAUCGCAAACUAUUCGGUUUAUCGCGUGGCGUUGGUUCUUUUUAUUGGAGCUGGAGACCUGCUUUGGCUUCGGAUUCGCUGAUGUCCAGCCUUGAAAAUUUAAUCGGGUAGCUUAACGGGUUUUAGUUCUAUUCUGGAACAGACAGUUAGACUAGUGGGUAUGGGGGCCGGCUUGGCCCGGCUUGGCCCGGCGCCGGACCCCCACACCGCCCCCCAGGCCCGGCUUCCGUCAACAUCGGCCACCCACAGCCGGGUGGACCGAGCCCAAUUCAAAAAAUCAAACCGUUAAACAACGGCUAGUUUAAUAAAAAAAAAAAAAAAAAUCAAUUUCCUUUUUAAAUAAAUACCAUAAUCCCACACCUUUUUUAAACCAAUUUCUCUCAUUCUACUCCCAUUCUUCUCCAUUUCUCAUCCUUUUUUAUAAAAAAACUCUAUAUUUUUUAUACCAAUCUCUACCAAACAUGAAUCCAUUCAACCAAAACAACCCCAACCCGAACAACCCCAACCCGAAUAAUCCCAAUCCGAACCAACCUAAUUUUUUUUCUAGUCCCGCUUACACUCCGACUAUGGAUCCUUCGUGGGGGGCUUCGCAAUUUCCGUUUUCGGGUUUCCAACAAACACCCAACGCCUUUUCACAAAUGUCUCAACUACAACAAGUUCAACAAUAUCAAGCGCUCCAACAAAUCAUGCAACGCAACACGUUUGAACAACUACAAUCCCAAUCGCAACCCCCGGUUCAACUUGAAGAUGAUGAUGAAGAAGUCGUCCCCGAAUCACCACCGCAAGAGCUCACGCGCAAAAAAAAGAAAGGUAAGGGAAAGAUGGUUGAACCCGAAACCGCGCAAAAACCGAGAGCAAAGGCGAGGCAAUGGACGAAAGUAGAAGAGGAGGCGCUAGCUAUGGUGUUUACUAAGGCCUCUAAUUGCCCGAUAGUCGGAAACAACCAAACGGGUAGUAGUUUUUGGAAGAAGACAACGGAUAGGUUUAACGCGAUUAUGGAGCAUGGGGAGGCUCGUGAUGUCGAAGCCGUCUCGGGCAAGUGGCGUAAAAUGAUCAAGGUCAUCAACAACUUUAACGCGAUUUAUAACCAAAUUUACCUUAAUCCUCCAAGCGGGAGUAACGAGCAAGAUAUUCUUAACCUUGCUAUCGCCAAGUGGGACUCCCAAAAUCCAACGCCUUUCCCGCACUUCCGAGCAUGGAACGUUGUAAGGAAAGAUCAAAAAUGGAAGCCGGUUCCAAAUGAGGUCGCAACGGCCAAACGCACUAAAACUUCCGAGUCCGGAAGCUAUAGUGCGGGAGGCUCCACCGCUCGAUGUCAAAUUGACAUAAACGACGACCCGGAAGAUGACGAGGAUGCGUUGCCCAUUCACGAGUCGGAACGUCCCACCGGGAGGGACAAAGCAAAAAAAGAAGCGGCCGCAAAGCGAAAAGUGUCCGGCUCGAGUGGAGGUGGCGGCUCGAGUGGAGGAAGAGGCGAGAAGGCAUCGUCAAAAAUGGACGACUUGAUAAACGAAUUCCGUUCGUUCAAAGAGUUCGCGACCGAAAAGUAUAGUCACAAGAAAACCGUGUCGUCCGACUAUGCUCGAGCGGAAGAUUUUAGGAUUAUGCGGUUGGAUCUCGACUCGGUUCCGGAGGAUGAACGUGAGGUUUAUCGGAGGAUGAAGGAAGAGGUGAAAAAAAAUGGACGUCGUAGGCAUUAGGAAACGUAAUUUUUUUUAUUUUUUAUUUUCGGUUUCUUUUUUAUUUUUUAGGAAAUGUAAUUUUUUUU